GUGAUUACGGCUGUCAUCAUGAAGAAAGUCCGGCGACAAUCAGACUUAGAUCGGGCGUCUCCCAAGCUGCCAUUCAUCAAUGCAGCUGAAGGUCGACUUCAUCAGAAAAAACAAACUCAAAUGCAGCAGAAACAAACCAUUGAGACAUUUCUGUUGAAUGCUCGACGUGCGUUACUCGAGGGUAAGUUUGAUGCUGCGUAUGCCACUGGCACUGAGCUGUUGCGGACAGCAGUUGAGAUACACGGAAUGAAUAGCACAGAACUCAUACCAUCCUAUCUCAUUCUGGGAGCAGCUUGUAUGGGUUUGUCUCGUAUUCCUCAGGCUGAAAAAUAUUUGAGUCAGGCUCAGUGGCUUUUGUUGAAGAAUCCAUCGUGUGACAACAGUGUCAAGUGUCGUGUUUUCCGGCAGUUGGGAUUGCUGUAUACAGCUCAAAGAAAAUUUGAGAAAGCAAGACACUCACUUGCUGAAGAUAUCUAUCACUCAUCUAUGACAUACGGUUGCUCCAGUGUUGACGUUGCCGCCGGGUAUUACCACCUGGGAAACGUAUUUUUUCAAGAAGAUCGCGCAGAAGUUGGAAACUCUCUUCAUGACCAUGUCCUCAAGGUGUGGAAGGAGUUUUUUCAAGCAUCUCGUUCUACUAGUUCUAGUCCUGGGACGAAGCCCACAAAGGCAGUUGUUUCACAAUCUUCAAGUCAGACGUCGAUUGCUCAGAGCAUGGUUACAUUAGCUACUGAUGAUUACUCUCUCAAUGUUGUUGAACAAAUUGAGGCGAUCCAAAUGCUGCAAACAAUACGAAUGUCAAGAGAGAAGCAAACAAGUACAGGAUUAUCACCACUCAUCUUGAUUGAUGUUUAUUACACGUUAUGUCUUCUCUAUGAGUUUCUUGGAAAUCAGUCACUGGUGAUUGAGUAUGGUGAAAAGGCACGUCAACUGAACAAUUCCCAAGAGGUUCCAGAUCAGCAAGUCACAGAAAAUCUCACUUUACUACUCAACUCAGUUUCCUGACAGUACAUGUACUAUAUGAUUGAAUAACCAUUUU
This is a messenger RNA of Corticium candelabrum, 1039 nucleotides long. Its product is annotated as zinc finger MYND domain-containing protein 12-like. The transcript has 8 exons. NCBI's taxonomy places the organism in Eukaryota, Metazoa, Porifera, Homoscleromorpha, Homosclerophorida, Plakinidae. The record is from RefSeq and is a predicted model, not a curated record. Gene Ontology annotation, molecular function: protein binding. Bases 19 to 1005 code for a protein of 328 amino acids.